Molecule: messenger RNA, 2375 nt
Organism: Papilio xuthus (Asian swallowtail)
Lineage: Eukaryota; Metazoa; Arthropoda; Insecta; Lepidoptera; Papilionidae
Product: venom dipeptidyl peptidase 4
Exons: 11
Coding region: 184-2184 (666 amino acids)
Biological process (GO): proteolysis
Cellular component (GO): plasma membrane
Molecular function (GO): serine-type peptidase activity; dipeptidyl-peptidase activity
Source: RefSeq, a predicted model, not a curated record
UAGUCUGUGAAUGAUUGUGUCAGUGAGUGUUCACGCGUCUCGCGUGUUGCUUGUCACUCGGUUGCGCGAAAUUUUCGUCGUCUGUGCGUUGUGUAGUUGUAAUGUUUAGAUGUUCUGAACUCGUUUAACUCUAAUUGAAGAGUUGUUGUGCUCAUCCCGUGACUAGAUUUAUAAUAACAUACUAUGGCACGCGCGUUUGUAAUAUUGUUAUCGCUCACACUGAUGGGAUGUCUCACAGAGUCCUCCCUCUACACACCGUUUGUUCCUAAAACAUUCAAUUUAGAAGAAAUCGUGCCUUUACAGCCCGAUUUUUAUCCAGAAAGGGUGCAAAUAAAUUGGAUCUCAGAUACAGAGUAUAUAGUGAGGGAACAUCACAAGGAUUUUAGAAAAUAUGACGCCACAACUGAUACUUUUGUGACUAUAUUAAAUGAAAGUGACUGGAUCAAUUUGAACCAUUAUGCUGUGUCGUCGUAUUCAAAAGACCUAAAAUAUUUUUUGCUGGCUGCUAACAUGACUAAGAACUUUAUUACAGAGGAGGUGUUCAACGCGCCCGAAGCGCUGUGGUUUUCGCCUAACGGAUCUUAUCUCGCCGUAGCUUCCUUUGACGACAGAGAGGUGGAGUCCGCCAUUUAUCAAUACUAUGGCAAUCCUAGCGAUAUUGAUAACCAAUACCCAAAGCUUGUUCAGUUUAAAUAUCCCAAGGUAGGUCGCACAAAUCCAGUGGUUACUCUUCGAGUCUACAAUUUAAGUAAUAUAGAAAGCGAACCCCUAUACAUACCGGCUCCUGUCGAUGUAAUUGGACUGGAUCACAUACUGGGUAGAGUAAACUGGGCAACGGAUCAAAACUUGAUCGUUCUUUGGCUGAAUAGAAGACAGAAUAUCAGCAUCCUUAUUAAUUGUGAUUUAAUUAACAAUAAAUGCAGCAUGGUAAAAGAACAAACGGAGAGAAAUGGCUGGAUAGAUAUACAGGAUCCUUAUUUCGAUAGCACAGGAACUAAAAUGCUUGAAAUACAACCAAUGUUCUUUAACGAUCAAAGGUUUCUUCAUGCAGCUCUGUUUGACUUCAAUACAUUGACAACGACAGAUUUGAGUCCGGGAAACUCUACGGUGACUUCGAUUGUCGGAUGGAAUGAGGAAACGGAUACAGUGUAUUAUAUUGUAUCGCCUUGGGAUCUGCCGUGGCAGAGACAGUUGUGGGCGUCGUCGCAAGGCAUCAGUAAAUGCAUAUCUUGUAGAGAUGCGACGUGUCGUAACGUUGUUGCAGAUUUUUCACCACAAGCUAGUUACGGUAUCGUGUCUUGUAGUGGAACCAAUUCACCUCCUGUCACAUAUUUAGUUAAUGCAAAGACAAAUGGAUUAAAGAUUGUCGUAUAUAAUAAUGAACUGAGUGAAAAGUUAAGGCAUUAUCGUUUGCCGAUGGCCUUAUUCAACUCUAUCACACUGGACGAAGACAUCGUGGCCCACGUGAAACUGUUACUUCCACCUGAAAUGCAAGAAGGAAAGAAAUAUCCGAUGAUAUUGAGAGUUUACGCCGGUCCUGGUACAACUAGAGUAAGGGACAACUUUAAUUUAGAGUACUACGCGUCAUAUCUAGCAACAAAUAGGAGUUUCAUAGUAGCAUCAAUAGACGUCCGAGGCUCAGGCGCUAUGGGUGUGGAGGCGAUGCACUCGGUUAACAAUGCGCUCGGCUCUGUAGAGAUAACUGACACCUUGUCUGCGCUCGAACGGUUGAUAACUAUUUACCCAUUCAUCGAUCCGGACCGCAUUGGUGUAUGGGGCUGGAGUUACGGCGGGUACGCCACCACAAUGAUGCUCAUAAAAGACAACGUCAAAUUGCUGGCGUGUGGCGCUGCCGUCGCGCCUGUCACCUCUUGGCUCUACUAUGAUUCGAUAUACACGGAGCGUUAUAUGGAUACACCACAAGCCAAUCCAUUAGGCUACAAGCUGUCGGACCUACUAGGCGCGGCGCAGAGUCUGCGCGGCCGCCGCUACUUGCUGGUGCACGGCAGCGGAGAUGACAACGUCCACUACCAGCACAGCUUACAACUUGCCAAGCAGCUGCAGCAUGCUGAUAUAGCAUUCGAACAAUUGAGUUACACUGACGAAAAUCAUUCAUUGGCGGGAGUGAGUCGACAUUUUUACCACGCGCUCGAUCAUUUCUGGACGGAAUGUUUUGAUCAAUAGAUAUAAGUCUGUUAAUUUAUUCAUAUGUAAAUUACUUAACAUGAGAUGCAAAAAUCAAGACUGCGUGAAUAUGUGUUCCGUUGCUUCGUGGUACAUAAAAUUUUACUAUUUGGUGAUGACAUUAAAUACAAUGAAGAAAGAUGUUGUAAGUGUAAUUCGAAUAAGUUGAGAUUAAAGAUUUAAUUUAUAAA